Parastagonospora nodorum SN15 is the source of this 168-nucleotide messenger RNA. RefSeq lists its product as hypothetical. Lineage: Eukaryota; Fungi; Ascomycota; Dothideomycetes; Pleosporales; Phaeosphaeriaceae. The coding region runs from base 1 to 168 and encodes 55 amino acids. The transcript has a single exon. The record is from RefSeq and is a predicted model, not a curated record.
AUGGAGAGCGACUCCGAGGCUUCUGAUACGCGAUCUGCCAGCUUUCAAAAUGUGAUCGGCGAGUGGAACGAUACUGCAGGUCUGCUUUCCCCCCGCUGCGCUGCGAUGCCGGGCUGGAUUGACUUCAUGGGUGGAGUUGACCGGGGCUGGGAGGCUUGCCCCCGCUGA